Oenanthe melanoleuca is the source of this 1734-nucleotide messenger RNA. Its product is annotated as serine/threonine-protein kinase pim-1-like. Gene Ontology annotation, molecular function: ATP binding; protein serine/threonine kinase activity. Lineage: Eukaryota; Metazoa; Chordata; Aves; Passeriformes; Muscicapidae. The transcript has 5 exons. Gene Ontology annotation, biological process: protein autophosphorylation. The coding region runs from base 1 to 1491 and encodes 496 amino acids. Gene Ontology annotation, cellular component: cytoplasm. The record is from RefSeq and is a predicted model, not a curated record.
AUGGGGCGAGUGGGGCGAGCGGGGAACGGACACACGGACACGCGGACAAACGGCCCCGGCGCUUCAGUUGCAGCGGCAGCAGCGGCAGCAGCGGCAGCAGCGGCAGCAGCAGCGAGUCUACAGACCCUCUCCACCUCUCUCUUGUUCCUCCUCUCCCUCUCUCGCUGUCCCGCACCCUCUUCCCCGCUCUCCCUUCCCCGGACCCCCCGCUGCUCUCCCCCUCUUCCCGUUCCGGACCAGGCCAUGCCCCCGGGCCGCCCCCGGCCCCGGGCGAGGCUGCCCCGUCCGCGUCCCCGCCCCCGCCCGUCCCGCCGCGGUCUCGCCUCCGCCCGGCUCUGGCCGUACUGGCGGUGGCGCUGCUGGGCGGGCAUCAGUGCCUGGGGCUGGGGCGGCAUCGCCGCCCUUUGGCUCCGCCUGGCCCGAGCCCGAGCCCGGCCCCGGCCCCGGCCCCGGCCCCGGCCCCUCCCGGGGCCCGCGGAGGACACACGCGGCGCGGCCGCUUCCGCCGCCCCCGCCGCGGCUUCCCCGGCCCGAGCUGCGCCGCUCGGCAGCGCGGCCGCCGACCCCGAGCCGCCGGGGCUCGGGAUGGGUGGGGAUGCCCGGCCCGGGUCGCUCGCGGGGCGCUCGGGGGCCGUGUCUGGCCCCGGGCCGAGCGCUGACGGCCGCGUGUCGCCCGCAGGGAAGGCGCAGGAGGCCUUGCAGGAGCGGUACCGGCUGUGUUCGCUGCUGGGCAGCGGCGGCUUUGGCAGCGUCUUCUCGGGGACCCGGCUCGCGGACGGCGCCCCGGUGGCCAUCAAAUGCCAAGUGCCGCGGGAUCGCAUCCAGCACUGGGGCGAGCUGCCCAACGGCGCCCGUGCGCCCCUGGAGAUCGUGCUGCUGGACAAGGUGUCCACUGGCUUCCGUGGAGUCAUUCAGCUGCUGGAGUGGUUUGAGCUGCCCAGCUGCUUCUUGUUGGUUCUGGAGCGUCCGGAGCGAUGUCAGGACCUCUCUGAUUUCAUCGUGGCCCGGGGGUUCCUGCCGGAGGAGGAGGCGCGGGGGCUGUUCCGCCAGGUGCUGGAGGCCGUGCGGCACUGCAGCAGCUGCGGGGUCCUGCACAGGGACAUCAAACCGGGCAACAUCCUCAUCGACCUGGCCAGCGGGCAGCUUAAACUGAUUGACUUUGGCUGUGGCACCUUCCUCCAGGACACAGUCUACACCCAGUUUGCAGGAACACCGUCCUACAGCCCCCCAGAAUGGACCCACCUCAAAUGCUACCACGGCGAGGCAGCAACGAUCUGGUCCCUGGGCAUCCUGCUGUACCAGAUGGUCUGCGGGAAGCACCCGUUCAAGAAGGGCCGGGACAUCAUCUGGGGCCAGCUCAAGUUCCCACAAGGGCUCUCUCAAGAGUGCCAAGAUAUUAUCAGUUGGUGUUUAUCCAUGCGCUCCUUGGACAGGCCAUCUGUGGAAGAUCUGUUCUAUGACCCUUGGCUGCAGGAUGUUCAUCUGCCCUAGAAGAUGGGAGAGAUUCACAGGCACCGUUUGAUCCAGGAGCCUGGAUCAAACAGCUCCACACAUCUCUUGGUGAUAAGAAGCAAAGAAACCCAGACUUUUUUUCCCUGCCUGUACCAUGGAGCAGGGGCCAUCAGAUGGGAACAUCUGUUCUGGAUGGUCAAGCUGGUCUUACAAGCACUGGCAGCCACUGUCCAGCCUGGUUUUACUUGUCCUGCUUCAGUGAUGGCUGAAUCCCUGGGCAGA